AAGCACACUCUCAGCACUUCUUUGCUACGCCCAUGGGCAGAGAAGUAGCACCCGAGGGAUGGCGGCUCCAGCGCCGGAACCGGCUCCGGUAGAGGCACUGGACACACCCUCGCAGGAGGACGGCAUCAGCUGCGAGGCGGAAGCAGAGCUGCGUGCCUAUGGCGCAGUGCUGAUUCAACGCGCCACGGUGCUGUUGCGCCUACAUCAGAGCGCCUGCGUAACGGCCGCGGGGAUCUUUCAGCGCUUCUUCUGCCGGAGGUCCUUGGCGGAUUUCGAUGUGCGGGUCACUGCUGCAGCGUGCCUGCUCCUGUCCUGCAAGCUGCAGCAGGAGCGCAGGCUCAAGGACAUCGUGGUGGUCUUUUGUCGCCUCUUCUGGCGCGCCCAGACCGUGGAGGCCGGACCCUUGCCCAGCCACCGCGGGAGCUUUCUGGAGAUGCGGCAGGCCAUGGUGAACGUGGAGAAGCAGAUCCUUCACGAGCUGGGCUUCGGAGUGGUUCUGCUGCGGACCACGCCGCACAGGUACAUGCUGCAGUUCGUGCGGGCCAUGAUGGCGACCGCCAACCUGGUGGAUGUAAUUCAGGGUGCCUGGAACUAUCUCAAUGACUCCAUCAGAACAACGCUGUGUUGCCAAUACCAGCCCCACGAGCUUGCAGCGGCCAGCAUUUUCCUGGCCGCCGACAAAUUAGGGAUUCAGCUGCCCAGCCGGCCUCCCUGGUGGAAGUCCUGCUGUGUCAGUUUCGAGGACCUGAUGCAGAUCGCCACGACCAUGGCAGCGCUGUACAGGCAGCCAGAGCCGCGGUGGCGCGAGGUGCGCAAGGAGAUGGUGGACGUGCCCGGCUUUCUCCGCUCCCCAGAGACGGAGGAGUCGGCGGGGAAGUCACCCGACCAGCGGGAGGCCAGCCGCAGCCGAAGCCCCCGGCCCAAGCGCGUGGUGCGACUCACCUUGGGCCGCCGCUGAGACUUGCUGCGGAAAAGCGCCGGGUUCGGUUCGGUUCGGAGAGCACGAA
Molecule: messenger RNA, 1007 nt
Organism: Effrenium voratum
Lineage: Eukaryota; Dinophyceae; Suessiales; Symbiodiniaceae
Source: the annotation of a GenBank genome assembly